AAAUUGUUCAUUUGUAAGAACACACUUUCAGAACAAAGCUUUUUAAAAACUUUUUUAGUGAUGAAUAUAUUGGACAGCGACUCAGAGAAACUGGUUUUGAUCCAAAGGGAAAAAGCACUUCUACAAUGUUAGAUGAUUUGGCCCAUUAUGACUUGGCUAUAAGUGUGGCUUUGUGGUGGCUCAAUAAAGAUAAUGGGAAGAAUGCAGCUGAGAAUGACUACAUAGGAACUGGCGGUUUAAGACAUAUUAGCCAGUACCCUAAUCACCUGGAAAGAGAAGCAAUGAUCCUUUCUUCCUUUGCUGGAAUGCUUCUGAACAACUUACCUAUAGAAGACAUUCUGUCUCUGUACAAUUGCAAACCAGUGGCAUCUUACCCUCAUAAUCAUGCUAAGGGCAACAUUGUUCACCCAUUCUCCCUCUCUUAUCAUCCAUUUGCUAUGCUCAGUUCAUUCAAAGCAGUAGACCACUCAAGAAAACACACCCAGGUACUGAAACGCUGGAUCAAGGAACACUGUAAACAGGAGGUCUCUCCAGUAAUGGAGAAACUGGAGUCCUCCACCUCCUCUUCUAGCUCCUCAUUUAGUGAUAGCGAGGACUCCUUAAAAGAUGAAACUGCUCACUAUGAAGGCUCGCAAGAAUCUCUGCAGGACUGAAAACAGUAGCUGUCCAACAAUCAAAUAUUCAUUUUAUUAAAUAUGUGUAACAUUAUUUCAGAUGUUUCCUCGUUUGUCCUUAUUAAAAUAUUAGUUCUUUCCUGAGACUUUUUUUCACAACCAGGUUAAUAAUAAAGACAGCAGAUCAGUUGACAAGGUUAUUUUAUAAAUACCAAUAAUACUUUUACCUACUUUCUUAGUAUUUGUCCAAAGUGUUCAUACAUAGUGUUAUUUUAGAAAUUGAAGGUGUGAACAAUAAUUAAUUUGUCCAUGCAUAUUCAUUUUACAUGUGAAUGAAGAUUCGAUGUUAAGUAUACAGUAAUCAAUAAAGUUCUUGAACUAUUGCUUUCUGAACUCUGCAACAAGUGGUGUGUUACAGACAUUUUUGGAUGUGCUGAUGCAUUCCUUGUCAUAAGCAAUAAUUCCAUCACAUAAAGCAUCUCAUUAGUGUCUGGAUCA
Messenger RNA from Onychostoma macrolepis, 1112 nucleotides. RefSeq lists its product as uncharacterized. The record is from RefSeq and is a predicted model, not a curated record. The transcript is spliced from 7 exons. Bases 126 to 653 code for a protein of 175 amino acids. Lineage: Eukaryota; Metazoa; Chordata; Actinopteri; Cypriniformes; Cyprinidae.